This is a messenger RNA of Aspergillus caelatus, 250 nucleotides long. RefSeq lists its product as uncharacterized. The coding region runs from base 51 to 221 and encodes 56 amino acids. The transcript has 2 exons. NCBI's taxonomy places the organism in Eukaryota, Fungi, Ascomycota, Eurotiomycetes, Eurotiales, Aspergillaceae. The record is from RefSeq and is a predicted model, not a curated record.
CGUAUCCAAGAUGAUAGGGCGCCUAACGAUCAAUCAGAACCGAAACGUAAAUGGUGUCGCAAGGGAUUCGCAGCGAUAGCGAAAAGAUUGAGGCCACCAUCAUUUCCGGCCAUGCGCUAGCAGUGGUACUUUUUUACUACUCCCUACUCUAUGACGCCGUGUCAAAGAGGGCCCACAUCUCGCUCAGUCCCCACAGUAGCUUGAACAAGUCGAGACAAUGACUAUAGUAUUAACUUGGUAGACGCGACGA